Molecule: messenger RNA, 1320 nt
Organism: Penicillium malachiteum
Lineage: Eukaryota; Fungi; Ascomycota; Eurotiomycetes; Eurotiales; Aspergillaceae
Product: exo-polygalacturonase
Exons: 1
Coding region: 1-1320 (439 amino acids)
Biological process (GO): carbohydrate metabolic process
Molecular function (GO): polygalacturonase activity
Source: RefSeq, a predicted model, not a curated record
AUGAAAUUUUGGCUUCUCACAAUCUGGGUCGUUUCUGCGGCAUCAUAUGUUGUCAACGAAAACACUACAUGCACCUUAUACCCGGAAUCCCUCACCCAUAAUGGAGAGCCAGUUGAUGAUUCCCCAUCAAUUCACCAAGCUUUCGAUCUCUGUGGUACAAAUGGCACGAUCAUCUUUUCUCAAAACACGUUUCAUAUCAACUCAGUUCUCAACACCACAAACCUGCUGAACUGCGAUGUGAAGCUCCGAGGCGAGCUCCGCUUCUCCACCAAUAUCCCGUAUUGGCGAUUGCACUCUUAUAAUGUGGUCUUGCAGAAUCAAUCUACAGCGUGGCUGUUUGGUGGGACCAAUGUGACACUUCGUGGAGAAGAUGGCGGUUGGUAUAACGGAAAUGGCCAGGCUUGGUACACCCAAAAUCGCAAUGGGGCAAAUGAACCAGGACGUCCAAUUAGCAUCACAUUUUACAACUCAACCAACCUCCUGGCUGACGGUCUUGCAAUAAUUCAACCUCAGUUCUGGGCAACUUUCGUUUGGGCUAGUAAGAAUGUUUCUAUCACCAACUUUCUUGUCAACGCGACGAGCGAUAAUCAAUGGGACACGACAAAUACAGACGGAUACGACUCCUGGAAUAGUGAUAUGCUCUUGGUUGAGAAUGCGACCAUUACGAAUGGUGAUGAUUGUAUCGCUGCUAAAGGCAACACUACCAACCUUUUCGUUAAGAAUGUCACCUGUCAUGGAUCCAACGGUAUGACAAUUGGCUCUGUCGGACAGUAUCCUACCAUGCCAGACUAUGAUAUCAAUAUCACAUUUCAAGACGUCAAAUGUUUGAAUUGUGCCGAUGGCGCAUACAUCAAAACAUGGCAAGGGGUACCGGAGACAGAUGAUUCCAACGGAGAUGCUGGUGGUGGUGGUAGUGGAUUAAUCAAAAACAUCACAUUCAAGAAUUUCGAGAUGACAAAUGUUGGCCUUCCAAUCCAGAUCUCGCAAUGCAUCUAUACUGAGGCAAGCAAUAAAUAUUGCAACACUUCUAAGAUGCAGAUCGAGGAUGUGACAUGGGCGAAUAUUACCGGAACAUCACGCUACAACAUUGCGGCAUCGAUCUAUUGUUCGGCUCUUCAUCCAUGCCCGAAUAUUACUUUUGACAACGUCAACUUGACAAGUGUUAACGGCACUCUUGGAUUGCCCAAUUAUGGUACUACCAUUCAGCAUGAAGUGUUUCAGUGUGCCAAUAUAAUUGGGCAAGAUGGUUCUGGUAUUCCAUGUAAUCAUGUCGCUCCUAAUAACUUCAGCCAGGGCGUUUCUGGGAAUAUCAAGACUUAG